AUGGAGGCAAAUCUUCCCACUAGCUCGCCAAUCGUAGGUGAAGGGCAACCGCUCUUUGUCAUGGAUUUCCCACCGGAGAUACACCUCAAUCUGUUGGAGUGUGCCGAUGUUUGCCAAUACUCAACUCUCCGGCUUGUCUGCAAGAGAUGGUAUGGUUUCAUCGAGAACACUCUUCCACUCGGCAGAUAUGUCCCAGCCAAGAUAGAGCCCAAAAACGAGCCGAAGGAGGAGUCUAAGGAAUCUCCACCUCCCGGACUAUGCAUGGACCCAUCUCUUUGGCUUACCCACCGGGCUAUAUUCAUCUUCUCAAGAUUCAGGAUAGAUCCGAAAGUCAUCAAGAUGGAUAGAAUCACCGUCGGCCUCGAUUUCGUGAAUGCUCGAGUCAGAAACAGAAUCCAGAAGCUCGAAGCUAGCGGCGAGGUCGUUGAUACUGCUCUAGCCGGGGUCGUCAAACACAUUGAGCCAAGGCCAAUUUCUCCAUCCUCUCCGGGACUCUUAUGCGGCAGAAGAGACAUCUCGCAUUAUCUCUCUCAACCUGUCUACAUUGUUAAUCCAAGGCAUCCAGAAUCCAAGAAGUACCAAGGACUCGUGGAGAUCUUGCAGGAUUGGAAGUUCACACCAGGCCCCAUAUCGCUCGACCUUGAUGCUCAACCAUGUCCAACGGUCCGCCAUUGGAUGGAACUAUUCUUGGAUCGCUACGACUGGGCGGACUUUGACGAGACUCUUAAAAAGUCCAACCAAACUGACUACGGGCUUUAUACUUCAUCCAUGGAAAUCGCGGCUCGAGUUACUGUUCCUUUUACGGGAUGCUGGAAGAAGGUCGAAACAAAAGAAGGAGGAGAAGAAGGGAAGAGUUCUGGCGGGUACUGUUUGGAGAUUCUGACUAACGUUUGCAUUCUUGGAUGCCGUUUUCAAAAAGAAGGGGAGUGGGUUGCUGCCCGGUCUAGCUCUCCCACUGGAUUUACGUUCGAUGAGACCUAG
Molecule: messenger RNA, 981 nt
Organism: Orbilia oligospora ATCC 24927
Lineage: Eukaryota; Fungi; Ascomycota; Orbiliomycetes; Orbiliales; Orbiliaceae
Exons: 1
Coding region: 1-981 (326 amino acids)
Molecular function (GO): protein binding
Source: RefSeq, a predicted model, not a curated record